Messenger RNA from Melanotaenia boesemani (Boeseman's rainbowfish), 2002 nucleotides. RefSeq names its product histone deacetylase 3 (gene hdac3). The coding region runs from base 126 to 1412 and encodes 428 amino acids. Gene Ontology annotation, molecular function: histone deacetylase activity. The record is from RefSeq and is a predicted model, not a curated record. The transcript has 14 exons. Lineage: Eukaryota; Metazoa; Chordata; Actinopteri; Atheriniformes; Melanotaeniidae.
GAGUGAUGACGUAGACACCCCCGAUGUUUACGACGGCUUUUUGCUAAUUGAAUGAAAAUGCGGCAAGAAGAGCUACAGACACAGGAUUAGUAUUUCGCAGAAAGUCUGGAAGUAUCGUUCUCACAAUGACGAACAGGACAUCUUACUUUUAUGACCCAGACGUGGGCAACUUUCAUUACGGUGCUGGCCAUCCCAUGAAGCCUCAUCGUUUGUCUCUCACUCACAGCCUGGUGUUGCAUUAUGGACUCUACAAGAAAAUGAUGGUGUUCAAGCCGUACAAAGCUUCUCAGCACGACAUGUGUCGGUUUCACUCUGAAGACUACAUCGACUUCCUGCAGAAAGUCAGCCCCAAUAACAUGCAGGGCUUCACAAAGAGCCUCAACACGUUCAACGUGGGCGAUGACUGUCCUGUGUUUCCAGGUCUGUUUGAGUUCUGUUCAAGAUACACAGGAGCAUCUUUACAGGGAGCCACACAGCUCAACCACAAGAUCUGUGACAUUUCCAUUAACUGGGCUGGAGGUUUACAUCAUGCUAAAAAAUUUGAGGCGUCUGGGUUUUGCUACGUCAACGACAUCGUCAUCAGUAUCUUGGAGCUUCUAAAGUACCACCCCAGAGUUCUGUACAUCGACAUAGACAUUCACCACGGCGACGGCGUCCAGGAAGCCUUCUACCUGACGGACAGAGUCAUGACCGUGUCCUUCCACAAAUAUGGGAACUACUUUUUUCCAGGAACGGGCGACAUGUAUGAAGUCGGAGCAGAGAGCGGCCGUUACUACUGCCUCAACGUGCCGCUCAGAGACGGCAUCGACGACCAGAGCUACAGGCAGCUGUUCCAGCCAGUCAUCAAACAGGUGGUGGAUUUCUACCAGCCGACCUGCAUCGUCCUGCAGUGUGGAGCCGACUCGCUGGGCUGCGACAGACUGGGCUGCUUCAACCUCAGCAUACGGGGACACGGGGAGUGUGUGGAGUUCGUGAAGAGUUUUAAGAUUCCUCUGCUGGUCCUCGGGGGAGGAGGCUACACAGUGAGAAAUGUGGCUCGCUGCUGGACGUAUGAGACGUCUCUGUUACUGGAUGAAUCCAUCAGUGAUGAGCUGCCUUAUAGCGAAUAUUUUGAGUACUUUGCUCCGGACUUCACGCUGCAUCCCGAUGUCAGCACCAGGAUAGAAAACCAGAACUCCAGACAGUACCUGGAGCAGAUCCGUCAGACUGUGUUUGAAAACCUGAAGAUGCUGAACCACGCGCCCAGCGUCCAGAUCCACGACGUUCCGUCCGACAUGCUGAGCUACGAGCGCAACGACGAGCCCGACCCCGACGAGAGGGGAGCUGAGGAAAACUACACCAGGCCAGAAGCAGCUAACGAGUUCUACGAUGGCGACCACGACAACGAUAAAGAGAGCGAUGUGGAAAUUUAAGCCAAGCUGGAGCUUUUCUGGACGGAGUCGACCUCUGGGAUCAUACGGACGUCAGUCAGCUGGCGCAGAGUUUCUUUCCUCACAGCAGGAAGAGCCUUAGUGAUUCAUCAGUUGUGCUUUUCAUGAACACUGAAAUACGCGGUAUGUUUUUAUUCACCCCAUGUAGUCAUGUUAGCUUCAUUAUGAAAGGUUUGGAUAAAAGGGCAGAAAAACUGAAUUUAGAAGCCACAUAAGCCAGUUCAGCCUGAGACUUUAGUUCUAUAAAGACAAAAUACAGGGAAAGAGGCAGGAAUAGAAUAAAAAUGCAAUUAAACACAUUUUAAAAACAAAUUAUUUUGGUGUUAGACCAUCACCAGUUUUUUAAUCAUUAAUUUUACAGUUUGAGACCCUUUAUUUAAAAUCUAGCAUUAUUCACCUGCUUACAGCUCUGAUGUCGGAUCCUGGUGUAAAUAUUUCCAGCUUCAGGUGAACAAGAAUCCAGGAAUUACUCCCCUCCAUCUUUGUGAUGUUCAGACUGCAGUGUUCCUCUUUAGCCACAAACGGCUUUCGUGUGACUUUUGAUAGCUUUUAAUAAAGAAAAUUAAAAAAAG